AUGGAUCGUCUUCGUCAUUCAAAGCAGUCCUCCAGCGAGGACUCCCCUGUUUCUGCAAGUUCAUCUUUUGUUGCAGACAUGAACCUGACCAAUCACCUGUCUACCCUGUUGGACCGGGAGCAUAACGACAUGGUCGUUCGAGAGCUGAAUCUCCUAGAUGCGACCAUUUCCCCCGAGAACAUCCUCCUGAAAGUGCUCUCCCCAGAGUCAUUCACGGGUACCGCCUCCUCUUUUGCCCGAUUCCAGCAAGGCCAACAGCUCCUGACCUCCAUCGGAUACCGUACCAUCGGGUUUGGUCAGUGUGGCCUUGUCUUUGAAAGACCUGGCCGGGGGUACGUUCUGAAAGUUGCCAAGCCGUCAUAUGAAGAUAGCCUUUGGGCCGAUUUCAAGGCCCAUUACAGCAUCAGUCAGGCUUUUCAAAAGUAUCAGAACCCCAACCAACCAAUGCAGUGCCGCGUACCACAACUCUUCUCUUAUAUCACAAAGGAAAAUGAUACAUGGUGGAACGAAAAUAAACCCUUUUUCACCACAACACUACACGAAACAAUCUCUUUACCAGCGAUGGCCUUGAUUUCCCAGCGGAUCCUCCCAUUGCCGAAAAUCGCUCGCGAAGCCCUAAUCAACAAGUACUGCGCAGAACCAUCUCGAGCCCUUGUGGCCGCCAAUCCCACAAACCGAGACUGUCUUGCUCGAGUUUACCUCGGCCGGCGUCGAAAUACAACCGCUCCGCCUGCAAACUUCACCUUACGAAACUUUAACUUGUAUCUCGACCAGAUGAUUGAACUGGGCCUUCCUAUCAGCAAGAUGGCUGGCGCUAUUGGUGAAGCGUUAGCACUCGUCCACUGGGCUGCACAUGUUGAUGGAUAUGAUAUUGAAUUUGUUCUGGGAAGUGAAGGCAAUACAACAUACACACCGGAUGUCUCCUCCAUCCUGAAUAUGUCCCCGGAGCAGAUAGCAGCACUAUCUCCACAUACAGACAUCGAGUCUAUGAUGUCGGUCAAUUUCCAGCAGCGUACGACCCGUUUGUGGAUGUUAGACUUCAACCUGUGCAAUAUGUGGAGUGAAUCCGUUGCCCUAUCGGCCCCUGAGGUACUAGUAUCGCACCUAGUGAUGUCGUUUUUCGAAAACGAUCCUUACUUUCCACUUCCUUUGAUGGAAAGUGAAUUAGAUCAAGAACUUUGGGAAGUCUUUGCCGCCCAAUACCUCCAGAUGGCAACUAAAGUCUUGAAUGGCAAGGACCCGAGACUCGCAACACUUCCUUUAAAAUUCCUGGAUGGCUGUGUUGAGAGGGAGCGGGAUAGUAUUGAGAAUGGUCUUGGUCACGGCCACCGCAUUUACAAGCAAUGA
Penicillium longicatenatum is the source of this 1347-nucleotide messenger RNA. Its product is annotated as zinc finger protein. The coding region runs from base 1 to 1347 and encodes 448 amino acids. NCBI's taxonomy places the organism in Eukaryota, Fungi, Ascomycota, Eurotiomycetes, Eurotiales, Aspergillaceae. The record is from RefSeq and is a predicted model, not a curated record. The transcript has a single exon.